AUGUGGAGUCUUUCUCUUGGUUAUGCAGCCACAAUCGUCCUUGCUGCACAGUCAGCCACAGCGAUCCGGCCAAACGGGUUACCCACGCAUUUCGAUGCCGCCAAACUUGCACAUGGCGAAACCGCGUUGAAAAGUCCCAAUAUCCAGGAAUGCAACAUAUCCGUACCUGUGGACCAUUUUCAUCACGAGAUCCAGUAUGAGCCGCACUCAGAUGCCUACUUCCCCCUUCGCUACUUUCUGGAAACAUCGUAUUACAAGCCUGGCGGCCCGGUUAUCGUCAUAGCUGGGGGCGAGGUGACUGCUGAGUACCGGAAACCAUUGCUGGACGAGGGCAUUGGGCCUCAUCUUGCCAGGGCUACCGGCGGUAUCGUGCUCGUUUUGGAACAUCGCUACUAUGGCACGAGUUUUCCCGUUCCAGAUCUAUCCCGAGAGAACUAUCGAUUUCUCACCACAGAACAGGCCGUGGCAGAUGCUGCCUACCUCGCGCAGCAUGCCAAGUUUCCUGGGUUUGAACAUGCGAAUUUGACUUCGGCCAAUACGCCAUGGAUUAUUUACGGUGGCUCUUACGCAGGCGCGUAUGCGGCCAUUACUCGCAAGCUCUACCCGGAAGCCUAUUGGGGCGCCAUAUCGUCGUCGGGUGUCACAAGAGCCGUUUAUGACUACUGGGAGUACAAUGAGGCAGCACGUUUAUAUGCUCCAGGAGAUUGCGGGCCCAAAAUGUCCAACUUGACGCAUGUGGUUGACACAGCAAUCUUCAGCAGUGAUAAGACCAAGCCCAGUGCGAUCAAGAAGCUUUUCGGUUACAACUCAUCUAUCAGCGAUGCAUCAUUUGGUUCGAGCAUCGCGCAUCCGGCUUCCGCGCUACAACAAGAAAGCUGGGUACAUGGAGAGAGUGACAACACCUUGGAGGAAUAUUGCAGCACCAUCACAUCGGAACAGCUUGCUUUCCCUGAUCUGGAAAAAAGUCGUUCCACAGCGGAACAGCUUGUCAAAGACGCGGGAUAUAGUGCUGAUACCUCGACCGCGCUUCUAAACUACGUCGGCCUCCAGAGGAGUGGCUCCGAUAAUGAGUCGAAGCAAAGAAGAGGAUGGCCCAAUCAACUGCGCAAGCGAGCAGCGCAGCUCAAUGAUGGCUAUAGCUGGUUCUACCAGACAUGCAGCCAAUGGGGCUUUUUCAUCUCGGGAUCUGGCGUGCCAAAAGACAUAUUAGGUAUUCUUUCUCGAGCAGUGACGAUUGAGUACGUCGCCAGCGGAUGUGAGGAGGCGUUUGGCAUCUCCAGUCCGCCGAAUGUAGACUCCAUCAAUCGCCUGGGCGGCGUCAACUUUUCCUAUCCACGCUUGGCUAUUAUUGAUGGCAAACAAGACCCCUGGCGUGGUGCUACGCCGCACAGGAUCGGUGCCAAUGUCAAUCGCAAGUCGACAACCGAGCAGCCUUUCAUCCUGAUCGACCCCGCAACUCACCACUGGGAUGAGUCGGAUAUCCCAGCCAAUGAAUACAAACCUGGAUACCCUCCGAAGCAGAUUAUAGACGUGCACAAUCAGGAGGUAGCGUUUGUGAAGGCAUGGAUCAAGGAGUAUCAUGAUUCUAGAAAGUGA
This is a messenger RNA of Beauveria bassiana ARSEF 2860, 1596 nucleotides long. RefSeq names its product serine carboxypeptidase S28. Bases 1 to 1596 code for a protein of 531 amino acids. Gene Ontology annotation, molecular function: dipeptidyl-peptidase activity; serine-type exopeptidase activity. NCBI's taxonomy places the organism in Eukaryota, Fungi, Ascomycota, Sordariomycetes, Hypocreales, Cordycipitaceae. The transcript has 2 exons. The record is from RefSeq and is a predicted model, not a curated record. Gene Ontology annotation, biological process: proteolysis.